AAAUUAUGUGGGUGGAUGUGGAGCGGAACGGAGCGAGUGUGUGUGCUCCCUGUUCCUGAGACAGGAGACCCAUAGUGAGCAGACUGUCUUUCUUCUGCGCAUGUGCAUCCACUGAAACAGGUUUUGCAACAUCUCUCUCACUCCACCCAAAUCCCGGGAUUUAAAAGCUCACUCAGGUCAGGCUUCCUGCACUUCCACAACAUCUCCUGUAGCAUCCUCAGCUUGGAGCCAUCCGUCCAUCAUUUCUUCACCAUGAGUUUGAGAAGCAAGAGGAUCAGUUCAAGCAGCUCUGUAAGGAGCAGUGGGAAGCUUGGCGGCUAUGGCGGCUAUGGCGGCUAUGGUGGCUAUAGCACCGGGUUUAGUACAAUGUCCCUUGGAGCUUUGUCACCCAGCUUCAGCACCAGCAGCACCUACUUGGGCGCCCCCAUAUCCAGCAUCUCGGUCAACAAAAGCUUGCUGGCUCCCCUCAACCUGGAGAUCGACCCCAACCUCCAGAUGGUGCGCACUCAGGAAAAAGAGCAGAUGAAAUCUCUUAACAACCGCUUUGCCUCAUUCAUCGAUAAGGUGAGGUUCCUGGAGCAGCAGAACAAGAUGCUGGAGACCAAGUGGGACGUUCUGCAGAGUCAGACCCCAGGCAGGUCUAACAUCGAGCCCAUGUUUGAGGCUUAUAUGGCCAACCUGCGCAGACAGCUUGAUGUGGUCAACAAUGACAAAAUCAAGCUGGAUGGAGAGCUGAGAAACAUGCAGGGGCUGGUGGAAGACUUCAAGCACAAGUACGAGGACGAGAUCAACAAGAGAAACAACCUAGAGAAUGACUUUGUGAUUCUGAAAAAGGAUGUAGAUUCUGCAUACCUGGUGAAAGCUGAUCUGGAAGACAAAGUGGGUGCUCUGACUGAUGAGAUCAACUUCCUAAAGACUAUUUACGAUGAGGAACUGCGUGAGAUGCAGUCCAGCAUCAAGGACACCUCCGUUGUAGUGCAGAUGGACAACUCCCGCAACCUCGACAUGGACCAGAUUGUGGCCGAAGUCAAGGCCCAAUAUGAGGAGAUUGCAGCCAAAAGCCGUGAGGAAGCUGAGGCCUGGUACAAGUCUAAGUACGAUCAGAUGGCCAGCCAGGCCACCCAAUACGGGAACGAGCUGAGGAACACCAAGGCUGAGAUUGCUGAGCUCAACCGCAUGAUCAGCCGUCUGCAAAGCGAAAUCGAGUCCAUCAAGGCCCAGCGCACAAACAUGGAGAACCAGAUCGCUGAGGCAGAGGAGCGUGGUGAGCUGACUGUGAAGGAGGCCAAAGCUCGCAUCAGAGACCUGGAGGAAGCGCUGCAGAGAGCCAAACAGGACAUGGCACGCCAACUGCGGGAGUACCAGGAGCUCAUGAACGUUAAGCUGGCACUGGACAUCGAGAUUGCCACUUACAGGAAGCUGCUGGAGGGCGAGGAGGACAGAAUUGGACAGCAGGCCAUUGUCAACAUUCAAUCCAUUCCCAGUUUCAACAGCAGUAUGUCGUACAGAGUCUGAAACCAUAAAGCAAGUUGGUUUGAAAUCGCUAAAGAUAUUUUGAGGCUCUAAAGGAGUAAACAGCUACCAGCAGUUCAGCUCUCCAUCCCCUAAAAUACUGAUCAAAACCACGGAGAUUAGAGACAACACCAGAUUCAGUACACACUGAAGUGUCACUAUAAACUACACGGUAUCAAGUAGCUUAAAGAAACUGUAGGUUAGGACGUAUAAAAGAAACUAUCUCUGUAUGCAUUUUCUGUAUUAAUAAAACAAAUAAACCUGAUAUUAGAAAUACUCUAGCAGUUAAAGAGUUGUGAAAAAUAAACAGUGUGUGAAAGGCGUCUUUUAUUACA
Messenger RNA from Hemibagrus wyckioides, 1847 nucleotides. RefSeq names its product intermediate filament protein ON3. The coding region runs from base 253 to 1515 and encodes 420 amino acids. Lineage: Eukaryota; Metazoa; Chordata; Actinopteri; Siluriformes; Bagridae. Gene Ontology annotation, biological process: keratinization; intermediate filament organization. The record is from RefSeq and is a predicted model, not a curated record. The transcript is spliced from 10 exons. Gene Ontology annotation, cellular component: keratin filament. Gene Ontology annotation, molecular function: structural constituent of skin epidermis.